CGGUAAUUUCGUGUCAUCGAGCGCCGAUUCCUUCUGCCCUGGUCUCCGCUCUGAACCUCUCCUUUCUCUCAACUCACUUCGAAAAUUCCUUCGGAUCUGCUCCCAAUUUCUCUUCCAGCUUGAGAGAAUGGAGACCUUUCUAUUUACCUCUGAGUCUGUGAACGAGGGUCACCCAGACAAGCUCUGUGACCAGAUCUCAGAUGCAGUACUUGACGCAUGCCUUGCCCAGGACCCUGAUAGCAAGGUCGCGUGUGAGACGUGCACCAAAACCAACAUGGUUAUGGUUUUUGGAGAAAUUACAACGAAAGCGAAUGUCGAUUAUGAGAAGAUUGUCCGGGACACUUGCCGUUCGAUCGGAUUCAUCUCUGAUGAUGUGGGUCUAGAUGCUGACAACUGCAAGGUCCUAGUUAACAUCGAGCAGCAGAGCCCUGAUAUUGCUCAAGGUGUCCAUGGCCAUUUCACUAAGCGACCUGAGGAAAUUGGUGCUGGUGACCAAGGGCACAUGUUUGGUUAUGCCACAGAUGAGACCCCUGAACUCAUGCCCCUCAGUCAUGUCCUUGCAACAAAGCUUGGCGCUCGCCUCACGGAGGUGAGGAAGAACGGUACCUGCCCGUGGUUGAGACCUGAUGGUAAGACCCAGGUUACUGUGGAGUAUUAUAAUGAAAAUGGCGCUAUGGUUCCGGUGCGAGUCCACACGGUUCUCAUCUCCACCCAGCACGAUGAAACCGUCACAAAUGAUGAGAUUGCAGCUGACCUUAAGGAGCAUGUCAUCAAGCCUGUCAUCCCCGAGAAGUACCUUGAUGAGAAGACCAUCUUCCACCUCAAUCCCUCUGGCCGCUUCGUCAUCGGUGGCCCACACGGAGAUGCAGGUCUCACCGGUCGUAAGAUCAUCAUCGACACCUACGGUGGGUGGGGAGCUCACGGUGGAGGUGCCUUCUCUGGGAAGGACCCAACCAAAGUGGACAGGAGUGGCGCUUACAUUGUCAGGCAGGCAGCCAAGAGCAUUGUAGCCAACGGCCUUGCUCAAAGGGCAAUUGUGCAGGUCUCUUAUGCCAUUGGUGUGCCUGAGCCAUUGUCGGUCUUCGUCGACACCUACAGAACCGGAAAGAUCCCCGACAAGGAUAUACUCAAGAUUGUGAAGGAGAACUUCGACUUCAGACCCGGAAUGAUCACCAUCAACCUGGACUUGAAGAGAGGUGGUAAUGGCAGAUUCUUGAAGACUGCUGCAUAUGGCCACUUUGGAAGGGACGACACAGAUUUCACCUGGGAAGUUGUGAAGCCCCUCAAAUGGGAGAAGCCUCAAUCUUGAAUCUGAUGAAGAAGCCGCCAUUGAUGAAUAUGGUUACUACUGGAUGAAUAAUGUGUGUGGUACUGGUGCCCUUAGCUCUCUGCUAAUGCUGUUCUAUUUUUACAUGCGAGAUCCUU
Momordica charantia (bitter melon) is the source of this 1425-nucleotide messenger RNA. Its product is annotated as S-adenosylmethionine synthase 1. Lineage: Eukaryota; Viridiplantae; Streptophyta; Magnoliopsida; Cucurbitales; Cucurbitaceae. Gene Ontology annotation, biological process: S-adenosylmethionine biosynthetic process. Gene Ontology annotation, molecular function: ATP binding; methionine adenosyltransferase activity. The record is from RefSeq and is a predicted model, not a curated record.